Carassius carassius (crucian carp) is the source of this 794-nucleotide messenger RNA. Its product is annotated as agouti-signaling protein-like. The record is from RefSeq and is a predicted model, not a curated record. Gene Ontology annotation, molecular function: type 1 melanocortin receptor binding; neuropeptide hormone activity. Lineage: Eukaryota; Metazoa; Chordata; Actinopteri; Cypriniformes; Cyprinidae. Gene Ontology annotation, biological process: positive regulation of feeding behavior; neuropeptide signaling pathway; adult feeding behavior. Gene Ontology annotation, cellular component: extracellular region. The transcript is spliced from 3 exons. Bases 92 to 502 code for a protein of 136 amino acids.
GGCUUCAGCACGGACCUCACUUGUUGAGUGAUCUCUAGGAGGACAGUCUAACGCGAACCUGACACACCUAAACACUCCAUUCGAUCGGCAAAUGACGCCGGCAGUGAUGAAAGGAUUUGCGCUCUUCAUCUGCGUCUUCUGCACAGUUGUUCAGUCCAUCACGUGCGAGGCGAACAGGAGAGACGCGCGCAAGAAGCACGAAAACGACGCGGCGCACCACAGCUCUGCCAUAACAACAGGAGCGUGGAAUCAGGAGAAACCAAAGAGGCUCUUUGCCAGGACUCGCUAUCUGUCUCAGCAGAGACAUCACGUGGUGAGACCUAAGCCCAGGCCUGAGGCGCUUUCUCCAGCCCAGACUCCAGCGCGGCGCUGCGCCGGUCUGAUGGAGAGCUGCUCCUCGCUCACUCCCUGCUGUGACCCAUGUGCUUCCUGCCACUGUCGGCUCUUCAACACCAUCUGUCACUGCUGGAGACUCGGACACCUCUGCCCCAAGAAAACCUAAUGACCCCAAACGCACAUGUGCACAUUGGACAGCAAAUAUUGUUUAUCAGCCAACAAGAAAGUCAUAAAAAGUCAUUUAUUAAUUUAAUCUGAUAGUAUCUUGUACCCAGCUUUCAAUAAUUUACCAUACAAAACCAUUUUUGGUCGUUUUUUGAUGAUGACACAUCUGUCUAAUUUGACUAACUUCAACCAAAACUAAUUUGGGCCAAAAACGUGUAGAGUUCAGUUACGUCCUUUGGUGUAAAAAGAAUGUGCCAUAAUGUUGACAACCACAUAAAUGACUUUGACUCGUC